Molecule: messenger RNA, 2265 nt
Organism: Candida albicans SC5314
Lineage: Eukaryota; Fungi; Ascomycota; Pichiomycetes; Serinales; Debaryomycetaceae
Gene: FAA2
Product: Faa2p
Exons: 1
Coding region: 1-2265 (754 amino acids)
Biological process (GO): long-chain fatty acid metabolic process
Cellular component (GO): endoplasmic reticulum; membrane
Molecular function (GO): long-chain fatty acid-CoA ligase activity
Source: RefSeq, a predicted model, not a curated record
AUGUCACUCGAUUUGUUUUCUGCUUCUGAUUUCAGCAAAGAAGUCGCAAUAUCUCAUUUACCAUUCACUCGUGAUAUUACCGAGAGUGUACCAUUGAAACCAGAUGCUAAUAAAAAUGACAAUUAUUCACCAAUUUUCAGAAACAAAGCCACUGCUAGUCGUUUGAUUCAGCGCAUCCAUCCUGAUUUAGAUACACACCACAAGUUGUUUAAUAAUGCUGCAGAUAUGUUUGGUGAUCGUCCAUGUCUUGGUAAAAGACCUUAUGAUUACAAAAACAAAACUCUGGCUCCAAGAUUUGAUUAUUUCACUUAUUCAGAGGUGAAAACUAAGAAGAACAAUAUUGGUGCUGGGUUCAUCCGCUCAUUGUUAGGAAACCCAUUCCUUGACCCUCAAUUGGAAUCUCACAAGAAGGUGGUUAAUCAUUUACGUGAUUGGCCAACCUAUGGGUUGCAAAAAUCCGGAAGAGAUAAUCAAGAUUUUGAAAUUGAAAAGAAUGCUUCAUUUAUCUUGACUUUAUUUGCUGUUAACCGUUUAGAAUGGGUCUUGACUGAUUUGGCAUGUAGUUCAUAUUCCAUCACCAACACUGCUUUAUAUGACACUUUGGGUUCUGAUGUUUCACAAUAUAUUUUGGGAUUGACUGAAUCCCCUAUUGUCGUCACUACCAACGAUAAAAUCCCAGUGUUGUUAGAUUUGAAAAAAAAUUUCCCUGAACAGACAAAAUCCUUGAUUUCAAUUGUUUCAAUGGAUCCAAUUGAUUUGGUAUCACAAAACUGGUUUGAUCAAGCAAAAGAAUUGAAAAUCACUAUUCAAGACUUGAAUCAAAUUGAAGAGUUAGGUUCUCGCAAUCCAAUCCGUGAAUUGCCACCUAAAAGGGAUGCAUUAUUUACAAUUUCGUUUACUUCGGGAACUACAGGUAGUAAACCAAAGGGAGUUAUGUUAUCCCAAGCUGGUGCCGCUGCUUAUAUUACGUCAUUGACAUGUAUUAAACCUCAUGCUGCUCCUGGUGACAAGGUAUUUAUUUUUUUGCCAUUAACUCAUGUGUAUGAACGUCAAACUAGUGCCUUUGCGUGGUCCACCGGUUAUUACUUGGCAUUCCCACAAGUGACCAUUGGACAAGAAAACGUCAAUGCUUUUUCCAAUAUGCUUGAAGAUUUAAGAAUUUUCAAACCAACCUACAUGUCAAUUGUUCCUCGAUUAUUGACAAGAAUAGAAGCUUUGAUCAAGGGUAAAAUCAAGGAAUUAUCACCAGAAGAACAAGAUAAAGUCAAUCAAAUCAUUGAGUAUAAAAUUAAAGAACAAGCUAAACAUGAUGGUGCCAAAGGGUUGAAUGCAGCUUUUGAUCAAUACCCGCCUUACAAAUUUUUACGAGAAAUUGUUGGGUAUGAUAAUAUCAAAUGGGUUCAAACCGCCUCUGCCCCAAUUGCUCCUUCUACCUUGGUAUAUUUAAAGGCAAGUUUAAAUAUGGGUAUUAGACAACAAUAUGGGUUGACAGAAAGUGGUGCUGCUAUUACCAGUACUGAUGAUUACGAGGCAAAAGCUGGAUCUUGUGGAACUAUUUUACCAACAGGACAAUUGAAAUUACGAAGUGUUAAAGACAUGGGAUACAGUAUCGAUAGAUUAGAAGGUGAAGUAAUGCUUCAAGGACCACAGAUGUUUAAAGGUUACUACUAUAACAAAGAAGAGACUGACAAUUCAAUUGAUGAAGAUGGUUGGUUCCAUUCCGGUGAUAUUGCUCGAAUUGAUCCUAAAACCGGGAGAGUUAGUAUUAUUGAUAGAGUUAAAAAUUUCUUCAAGAUGCAACAAGGAGAAUAUGUCUCUCCUGAGAAAAUUGAAAACAGAUAUUUAUCGUCCAAUCCACAAAUCACCCAAUUGUACGUUCAUGGUAACUCAUUACAAGCUUACUUGGUGGGCAUUGUUGGUGUUGAAUAUGAAAAGGGGUUGAAAUUUCUUAAUGAAGAAUUCGGUUUCAACAAGAUUGAUAUUUCUGAACAUGAAUUAUUAGAAGAUUUAAACAAAGUUGAGAUUAAAAGUAAAUUUUUGGAAAAAAUGAAUCAAAAUGUUCGUGGUAAAUUGAAUGGAUUUGAAAUAUUACAUAAUAUUCAUAUUGAAAUUAAUCCAUUAACCGUGGAAAGAGAAGUAGUUACCCCAACAUUUAAAUUAAGACGUCCAGUUGCUUCAAAAUUCUUUGCUAAUGUUUUCCAUAGAUUAUAUGAAAUUGAACAGAGUUUAUUGCAUCAAGCUAAAUUAAGAACUGCCAAAUUAUAG